Messenger RNA from Heterobilharzia americana, 630 nucleotides. Lineage: Eukaryota; Metazoa; Platyhelminthes; Trematoda; Strigeidida; Schistosomatidae. The record is from the annotation of a GenBank genome assembly.
AUGUCAAAUUUGAGCUCUGUAGGUCACUUGUCUCGCAGUUUGCAGCGGCAGUUUAGUCAUUCGGUUGUCACCCCCCUCCGUAGUAGUAGCUUGGACAUGCUACAGGACACACUUUCAAUCAUAUGUAUAUCUUUUUUCACGGCGUUCUUGGGAGAAGGCUUAACAUGGCUUUUUGUAUACAGAACAGAAAAGUACCAGAAAUUAAAAGCUGAAGUAGACAAACAGUCAAAACGCUUGGAAAAGCAACGUGAUGUAACUGAGGCAGCUAUAGACCGUACAGCCAAAAAGCGUCUAGAAAAACAAGAAGAGCGAUUCAAAAACAUCAAUCGAGAAUUAUCUCUGGUUAAAAUGAAAUCCAUGUUUGCGAUAGGACUUAUAUUCACCUCAUUAUUCAAUGUUUUUAGUAGCAUAUUUGACGGGCGUGUUGUAGCUAAAUUGCCUUUCGUCCCUUUGUCAUGGAUCCAAGGAUUAUCACAUCGUAAUCUUCCAGGAAACGAUUUCACAGACGGUUCUUUUGUCUUCGUGUAUAUCUUGUGCACUAUGUCAAUCCGACAGAACGUUCAAAAAAUUCUUGGCUUCGCUCCUUCUCGCUCAUUUAAUAAACAGUCUACCGGAUUUGCUCAAAGUUAG